AUGGAAUCUCAGGCCGAGGGAAUCCAAACCGAGGAUCGUGAUGAAAAGCUGCAUGGGACAAGCGAUAAUUAUUUACAUACUAAUAGAAACAUCAUGAAACAAAAUCAGGAUGAAUUAUUACAUUCCGAUGGAAAGAAACCCUCUCCACUAGAACAAGAAGUCGCCGUGCAUGAUAGCGCGCGACCGCGUCCUCUAUGUACGCUGAGCUCCGAAAAAGUGGUAUCAUCGCGAUCUGGAAGUACCAGAGGAAGACAACGGGAAAGUAGCCUACCAAAAAACAUAAAUAGAGAGCACAAUUCGUCACGCACUGGCAGUGGAAGAACCCCUUCUGGCCACAUGCGGCUCUGCAAGAAAUGUGGUGAGGCAUUGACUGGGCAAUUUGUUCGUGCUCUGGGUGGUACAUUUCAUCUAGAUUGCUUUCGGUGUCGGGAUUGCAGUCAAAUAGUAGCAUCUAAGUUUUUCCCAGUUGAUGAAGAGAAUGGUGGGGGCCAGUAUCCCUUAUGCGAGACAGAUUACUUUCGAAGAUUAGAUCUAAUUUGCUAUAAGUGCAAGGGUGCACUUCGAGGCUCUUACAUUACUGCACUAGAUAAAAAGUAUCACAUUGACCAUUUUACUUGCUCUGUUUGCCCAACCGCUUUCGGCGCACAGGAUAGCUAUUAUGAGCAUUCAGGGCAGGUAUACUGUCAUUAUCACUACUCGACACACUUUGCUCAACGCUGUAAUGGUUGUUGUACUGCUAUUUUGAAACAAUUUGUAGAGAUAUUUCGGAAUGGCCAAAACCAGCACUGGCAUCCCGAGUGCUAUAUGAUACAUAAAUUCUGGAACGUGAGAUUGGCGGCUGGAUCGCCUCCAGACCCUAAGGAAGAGGAGCCUCAUGAUUUUGAUUAUGAUGCAUCUGGCGAAGAAGGGCGAAAAGAUAUUAGGAUCGAAGAGGAGAAGAUGGAGAAGAAAGUUUACAGGAUAUGGAGUGUUCUCUCAACUUUUGAAGAAUCUUCCGCUGCCUGCAUAUCAGACAUGUUGCUGCAUGUUAGUAAUGGUGCUUAUGUUGAUGGGGUCUUGGUAGCCAAAAAGUUUAUUUGGCACGUUGAUAUUCUUUUUCUCUCUGCAGAUAGGCUAGAUGCAACUAUGGCCAAAGUUGGGCCAAAAGGCCUCUCUUAUACUCGAGAAGCAAAGUUACUCUGUAAGAAAAUUGUGGCUUUCUUUUCCCUGCUCUCUAAAACGCAAGAGACAGGCGUUCGAAAACUCGGUGUCACCCAAGAACUAUUGGCCUUAGUCACUGGCUUAGCUCAUUAUCUGAAGCUACUGAUCAGAAUAUGCCUUCAGGGUGCUCUCAAGGUUGAACGAGAGCAGAAUUUUACAGAUGGGCUAUACAAGUUCCUCGAUGAUCUGAGCGAUAUGGAAGUUAUCAAAAAUGAAGAAACAUCUUUGGAUACCUCAAUAGAGUCGCCUGAGCUUUGUGUACCUUAUACAGACUGCUGUGCAAGCUGCAAGAAAUCUAUUGACGAUGAAUGCUGUCACUGUGAAGGACAAAGAUGGCAUCUAUCUUGCCUUCAGUGCUCAGCUUGUUCAAAGGAUCUUGGCCAGGACCUCGAAAAUUCAAGAUUUGGGAAGGUAGGCCAACGGGUUUACUGCACUAAAUGUGAGACUGGAGGAUCCAAUGGGCUCAUUGGAGGGUUCGAACGAGUGACUAGACUACAGCAAUACGUAUACUUAUUACGAGUUGCGCUGGCAAGAUUAUUAAAAAUAUUGCGCGCCACUGGUUCUCUUCCACAGACUUCAGAUGACACAAAUUUGAAUGGCUCUAAUGCUGGCGAAGGUCGCCGAACUCAACCGACCGCUGAUCCAACUCUUUUACAUUCAGACAUGCGCUCAAAGUCGCAUGCGGGAGAUGCGAUGCAACAAAAAGUAUCAUCUUCCUAUGAAAAAACACUGAACGAUGUUCGGCGUUUAAGAAGCACGCGUAUGGACCAAAGACUUUCGUCAACUAUCCGGAAGGGUAAAACUUCACGUAUCACAGAGAGCUCGGACAGUCGGAAUUCAAGCGAACCUACAGCUGAUGGCUCAAAUGACAACAUUACAGGCUUUCAGGUUAACGGAGAGCGUGACAGUAAUGGUGUUUCACGGACAGAACUUUUGUUCGGUCACCAAGAUGCUCUGACCCUUGAUGAUAUUCCUAGAAUCGUCGCGGCAGAACAAGCAAAGGAACAAAGACCGAACGCAUACAAGCAUGCAAGACAUGAUCCUUUCCGCACAUUGGUAACAGAGCCAAAGUUAAUCGAUGUCCAUCAGCGAAACUUCUCUAGUGCAAAUGGUCUUUACCAAAAGACUUCAGGUGAACCUUCUCCCCAAAAGCGCGAUGGCGGUAAACGAUAUUUCUCCGAACUAUCUGCAUUGGAGUAUUUCAUUGUACGUCAUGUAGCAGUUAUUGCUAUGCAGCCUAUGCUCGAGGGCCACUUUACAAUGGAAGAGCUACUAAACCUUAUUGAAACGAGAAAGCCAACCUUUUGGAAUAAAAUGGGAAAAGCUUUCAAGAAUGAUGGAAAAAAGAGUAGUAAGAAAAAAGGAGUUUUUGGUGUACCAUUGGAGAUCAUUAUUGAACGUGAUGGUGCAGACUCGACUGACGGCAUCGGACCAGGAGCAUUGAGGAUACCAGCAAUCGUCGAUGAUGCUGUCACAACAAUGCGUAAGAUGGACCUCUCUGUCGAAGGGGUUUUCCGCAAAAACGGUAACAUAAAGAGACUCAACGAAACCACUGCUAUCAUCGAUAAAGAUGGCUGUGAUGCAGUAGAUUUUUCCAAGGAAAGUGUCGUGCAGAUUGCCGCACUACUGAAGAAAUAUUUACGUGAGCUACCUGAUCCACUCUUAACCUUCAAAUUACACCGACUCUUCAUCGCCUCUCACAAAGUCGUUGAUGAAGAAAAGCGUCGUCGUAUAUUACACUUAACCUGUUGUCUCUUGCCAAAGGCUCAUCGUGACUGUCUGGAAAUUCUUUGCUCAUUUCUCAACUGGGUGGCUUCUUUUCAUCAAGUUGAUGAAGAAUCUGGCUCCAAGAUGGAUACGCAUAAUCUAGCUACCGUUAUUGCCCCUAAUAUUCUCUUGACCAAUGCAAAGACACCCGUAGACGACAAUUUUUUGGCUAUCGAAGUAGUACACUCGCUUAUUGAAUGCAAUGAGCAAAUGUGUGAGGUUCCUGAAGACCUCCAAUCGAUCUUAAAUGAUCCAACGCUUUUCAAUAAUCCAAGUGAUAUAACUACCAAAGAAAUACUGAAGAGAUAUGGUGAUAUUGGCUCUCAGGCGAUUCGCAAUCAAAUGGAACCCGAAUUUACCAGACCAAAGGAGAAUGGCAGAGCACUAGCUCCUAUUGUCACUCGUGUUGAUGCCGACCCAUCACAGGCGCAUGCUCGCCAUAAAGAGAUUAGUGUUCGCCACGUACAAGAGCUAUCUGCGAAUAAUGGAAUUACCGUGAGCCAAAAUACAACUCCUCAGCAACCAGAAUGGCAAGGUGAAGAUCUAGGUCAACCUUCGCCGUACUGCCAUCGAACUGGAACACCUGAUAGCCAACAUGAAAAUCUACGAAACGAUUACGGACACCCAGGAUGGGAAAACCCGACGAAUAGUUCCGUCGGGGUUACCGGAGCAGGCUGA
Blumeria graminis f. sp. triticale is the source of this 3645-nucleotide messenger RNA. Lineage: Eukaryota; Fungi; Ascomycota; Leotiomycetes; Helotiales; Erysiphaceae. The record is from the annotation of a GenBank genome assembly.